Molecule: messenger RNA, 813 nt
Organism: Lotus japonicus
Lineage: Eukaryota; Viridiplantae; Streptophyta; Magnoliopsida; Fabales; Fabaceae
Exons: 1
Coding region: 1-813 (270 amino acids)
Molecular function (GO): RNA-DNA hybrid ribonuclease activity; nucleic acid binding
Source: RefSeq, a predicted model, not a curated record
AUGCUCUCUUUUUUCUGUAGAGAGGUUGCCCCAAUCUGGUUUGCUUCCCAUUUGUCUUUGGAUUUUCGCCAACGCCCUCAUGAUUUCACGGUCUUUAAUUGGGUUGCACAGGUGCUGAAGCAGAUGGAUGAGUGGGUAUCUGAUUCAGUGCUAACUCUUCUGUUUGCGUUGUGGGAACGGAGGAAUAUGUGGUGUUUUGAGGGUCGUUGGUACCCCUAUGAUAUGGUGCUUGCUCGAGCUACUUCAUUGGAUAUGGUGGAAGUGGCGGUGGUGGGGGGUGGCACUCACGGUCCUGCUCGAAGGAGGGGGAUGGCAGAGUCAGCUCAUCGAGUGUGGAAGCCUCCAGACCCGGGGAAAAUCAAGGUAAACGUCGAUGCUGCUUUUCCAGUGGGUUCGCUCAUGGGUUUUGGGUUCAUUGCGAGGAAUUCUCGGGGGCAGGUGUUGGCUACUGCUGCAGCUAGGUGGCCAAGGGCGUCAUCUGUCGCUGUCGUGGAGGGGAUGGCUUUGCACUGGGCUUUGCAGCUUUCUUUGGACCUUGGAUUCUUUGAGGUGGUGGUCGAGAUUGACAAUCAGCUGGUGGUGAAGGCGUGGAAGAGCUAUGGGCGUCAAUGCUCUUAUCUAGCAUCUGUUGUUUCUGAUUGUUUUAAUAUUUCUAGUGCUUUUCAUAGUUUUAAUUUGUCUCAUGUCUUACGAUCUAGCAACAUGGAAGCAGACUAUUUGGCCAAUUUUGCUUUGACAAACUAUUGUUUUGUUGGUUUGGAGGAGUACCCUUGGUUUAGCAGGUAUUCUUUCCUCAGAUUUGGGAAUUCCUAA